Messenger RNA from Durusdinium trenchii, 5041 nucleotides. The record is from the annotation of a GenBank genome assembly. Lineage: Eukaryota; Dinophyceae; Suessiales; Symbiodiniaceae.
ACCCGUCCUUUUCCAUAUCUCUCCACAUUUAGCAUGACUGCCUUGCCACCAGUCCGGCCGCCUGUGAAAGGGCGGAAGGGCAAGUAUGCUCAGCGGACGUUGCUGGAUGCCACGGACAUCCCAGCGCCGGGCUUCGUCCAGGCGUUCUGUGCCUCUCAGCAGCUGUCGCAGCAGCUCGCGCAGGAGCGGCACUUCAAUGCCAAUGGCCAGGCCGCAUACCUGAAGAAGAAGCAACAGCAGCUUGCAUACGUGGAGGAAGCGCAUAGGCGCGAGCAGCCUCCCUUAGAGACCGUGGCGGCACCGGAGAUCAUGCGCGGCGAGCUGCGCCGGGACGCUGUUUUCCAUCACGGUGCCGCAGGGGUCCCGGCACCCUUGACCGGGCCUGCAGCCUUGGACCUCACCGACUUGCGCGGUGGCGGUGUGCCCAUCGUGAAGGUGGGGAACGAGGCCUUGGCAUGCCGCGAGAAGCGCCUGGAGCGGCAGAAGGACUUCUUAGCCUCACGGAAGGUCCGCCAUGACCAGGCGCUCGAAGAGUUCCAGCGGGCGCUGGACGUGCUCUCUGAGGAGUGCCAGCAAGAGGUCUUCGCGGCAACAGAGCGGGUGAAGAAGGAUUUGGAAGAGAAGAUCGCAGAAAGCAAUGCGAUCUUAAAACCUUUAGAACCACCUCCACUGCCGGAGAGACCGGAGGGUGAAGAACCUUUGGUCUUAGACGAGACCACCUUGCUGGACGAGCUUCACGACUUACCACUCGAUGGCACCAUCGACCCGGCAAAGGCCAAGGCGGUGGCCGCGGAGAACGCGGCAUUGAAGGCCUUAAGAAGUCUGGGCGAACGCACGGAGGGUGAAGUGCGAGGCAUCCUAGCGGCAGUCGAGGCCUCGACCGAGAGCCGGAAGCAGCGGAUCUCGGCCUUCGCGGGCGCGGAUGGGGAACUGGCGCGCAUCGAUGGGCUUCGGAAGUCGAAGAUGGAGGAGCUUCUGAAGACCUUAGUUGAGGCACUCACCGCUGCCGCACAUGUGGUGCACGGCGAAGCCGAGCGGAUCGUGGAAGGGCACGCCCUCUCCUUUGACGAAGUGCUUCUUGACAAUCGGAAAGCUAUGAACCAAUUGGAAGCCAAGCUGACGGUUCAGGCCUUGGAGGACAACAAAGACUACAAGGUACGUUGGCACAAGGGUCUCCUGCUCUGGAAGCAGCAGCGGCACCGACACAGCAUGGCGGUGGUGAUGCGGCGGAUACGCAGCAAUGAGUUCCGGCAACCGGACUCGCUGGUCGAGGCGGUGGCCAAGGUCCGAGAACAUCAGGCCUUUGUGUUUCUGCAGCGCAGAGACCUCAUGGAAGAGCUCUUCUGCAUACCUCAGAAUCGUCUCACUGUAGCAGCCGUGCGGCAGUUGGAAGAGCAGAACACACAGCUCAAUGACCGCGCGCAGGAGACCUUCGACACGUUGCUGGUGGAGCUCCGCGAGCUGCGAGAAGCCUUGAACGUCUCAGCCGAGCAGAUGCUUGGUGAGCUGGGAUUGGAGCUGGAAGUACAUGAUGCUCGCCAGGAGUGGAAGGGCCAUGAUUCGGUCGCGAACCUCAUCGACGCAGAGGUGCGACCACCGCUGCGAGAGUGUUUGGAUCCAGUGGCAGAGAUGCUGCAAUUGCUCUCCAACAAGCUGACUCAUCAAGAGGAGGCGUUGCAUUUGGCGGUCACCGGCGUGAUCACCUUCUUUUCCAACCUGGCGAAGCGACAAGAACUCUUGAAGAAGCGCGUCGAGGAGUUCGAGGUGAAUUACAAUGGUGAAGUGGAAGACUGUGAAAAGGAUUUUGAAGAUACCUGCGAGAGGAACGAGAACAAGAUGAAGGAACUGCAUACCGCGAUCGAUGAUGCAGCGCAUCAUGAAACUUUGGAAGAGCUGAAGCAGGAAACCUUUGAUCACUUAGAUCAAAUGGCUGUGGGCUAUCGGGACUAUGCGGAUCAGCUCCUGGGAAUACAUCAGCGAUAUCCAGGAGACGCACAGGCUCUCAUCCGCAAGGAAACGCGUGGAUAUUGCCAGGACUUGGGCUUGGCCUUGGAUCCCGCCGAGGAAACGGUGGCGCUGAAAGCCGAACGUGCGGCGCACGCCGCGCAGCUGGAGGCGGACGCCAUCGCAGCGGCAGAGGCAGCCCACGCUGCGCCGGAUGGUGAGGAUGAGGCGGCCAAGGAAGCGCGGCUACAGGCGUUGGCCGCAGCCAUCGAGACUGCCAAGACACAACUCCGGCAGGACGCAGAGGCGCGGGAAGCGGAGGCAGUGGAAGCAGAAGCAGCGGCCUUUGAGGGUCUGGAGGAGAAGAGCCUUUGGGUCUCUGCGGAAGAUGUGCCGCUAGGUGAGGGUACUGGUUGCAAAGUCUUAGAGAAGAAGUCCCUCCCCGAGCUGCGCGGCACCGUGCUCCAAGAGCAUCCCAUCGACGGCCCCAGCGACGCAGACGGAGCGCCCGACGGCACGGCCGCGGCCGCCGACGGAGCCGACGACGGAGCGACCGACGGAAGCGACGCAGAGCCAGUCUUCGCAGAUGGGACGCGGGCGCUGGAGACCUUGAGCUUUGACCAUUCUUGGUUUGAAGAGAACUUGUAUGGCUUGAGAGAGGCGAUCUUCCAAAACCUCCAGACUCAGAAACGCUACUUGGACCGUGUGGACAUCCCUGCGGCCUGCGAAGAAGUGCGACGGGAUUUGGAUCAGCGCCUGCGGCGGCACACCAACCGCAAGGGAGAAGUCCAGGUGGAGUGGUAUGUGCCACGCUACGGAACCGUAUCCAAACACAAGGACAAGUUCGAGCGACACUUGAUCAGUGUGGCACACAAGUGUCAAGACCAAGACGAUGCUGUGGAGAAGGCCCUGGAAGAAGUGGAAAAAGCAGAAGAAGAGUUCAAGCAGCGGCUUGUUAGUUUGCAGGAUCGUCUCAGCGAAGCGGAGACGCUACCUGUCCUCACCUCCUUUGAACGACAGGCUUCUGAUCUGCUUCUGGGCUUCAAAGACUUCUGCAAGAGUGCGGUGAAGACGCUUUUGGAGUUGAGCAGCAAAGCACCACAGGCCUUGCAGAAGGACAACCAAGCCUUCCUGAUGAUGUGCAAGAAAGGAGAGGAGCAGUAUAGCGAGCCCGAGAUCGUGUAUUAUGGUGGUGAGAUUCAAGAGUUGAACUCAACGUUGGAUGAACGGAUGCAAGAAAGAGCGCAGAAGGCUCAUGAUCUGGAGGCCGCCGUCGACGAGAAAUGCAAAGCGCCGAUGCACACCUUCUCUGAAGCCUAUGCCGCUGCGGUGGAAUCCCUUUGUGCGAGCAAAGGCUAUGGCCGGAAGUAUGGCGAGCCAAGGCGCAAGGCGCAAGAACGUGUGCGUACGUUGAUCGCGAGGGCGAAGACGGUGGGCUCCAACGUCGAGUUGCUCUUGGACUAUGUCAAGAAGCUCUUGGCUUUGCCCCUGGAAGAUGGUGGCUUGGAGAUGAGUGCCAUGCCACCGCCGCCGCGGAUCAUGAGCAUCAGGCACUUCUUCGAGCGUGGGGGAGAGACGUGGAGCUUCCCAUCCGAAGCCUUGGGCGUUCUGUAUGUGGCCGUUUGCACCAUGGCAGAGCUUGGAACACAUUUGGGCGCCUUCAAAGAAGCUUAUGUCUCCAAGUACGAGCUGGCCGCGGUGCCUUGGCUCCGCAUCCUACGGGAGGAUGCCUGCCUCAUGCCGCCCGCUGAGCAGCAGCAAGAGGCACAUCGAAAGGCUGAAGCUGCCAAGAAAGCAUUGAGUGAGAAUUCUGCGGAGAACGAAGCAGAAGCUGAAUCUGCCAUUCAGCUAUCACGAUCGUUGGAGGCCUCCAGUGCUUUGAGGGACGACUCUCUGCUCCGCGUGCUGGGCCCUUUGAUGAAAAGCGAGAAGUUCAACGAUGAGAUUCAGCUGGUCAUCAAAGCUUCACAUGAAGCCUAUGCUGGGCAGGCUGGAGGAACCCCUGAGUUCAUGCAGAAGUUCCUGUCUGACAUGCAAGUUUCUUGCGAGCAUGCUCGCCAGGAAGAUUGUCGCGCACUGCGCGACUGGGGUGAUCAGCUGCGGGAAGAGACGCUCAUGCAGCUGGGCGAACAGCUCUUUAGCGAGCUCACUGCCAGAGCCUUGGUGGCGCUGGCCAAAUCGGCCCAGGAGGCGCAGCAGCAGACGGUUCAGCUGUGGAUCGAAAGUGACAAGAAGAGAGCGCUCCAUGAACAGCGUUUGAGCCCGCGCUUGGCGGACGCCAACAAGAGCGCUGAGCUGGAAGCGUUGGUCCAAGCUGAAGAGCAACGGCAUCAAGAGGCGACUCAAACCUGCCAGCAGGACCGGGAGCGCAUGGCUUUGGUCUUGCGUAGAUCCUGUGAGAGCUUCGUCUGCCGUUUGACCACGGUGGCAGAGGUCUCCAUUCGGCUGUUGGAUCUUCUUCCGCUGCACAGCCAUUUUGGAAGCCUUCCGGGUGAUGAGAAGGUGGAGCCCCCCCGGAUGUCCAUCAAGCGCCGCAUGCGGCGGCUGAACCGCGAGGACGAGGCGCCGGAGCCGGUGCCCAAGGCGGCAGCCAAAGGCAAGGCGGCAGCCAAGCCGCCCCCGGAGGAGCCAAAGGAGAAGGAUGCCGGACUCCCGGAACGUCAGUGGACAGGCGUCCCCAAGUACGAGCUCCGUGCCAUGCUCGUGGGCUCCAAGUGGCCGGAGGAUGAAAUGCUUCCGGAAGAGGAGUUCGAUCAGAAGAAGCUCGAGCUGACUGAGACCCUGAAGUCCUUCCGAUCGCCCCUUCGGCUCGCAUUCGCUGCGAGUCCGUCCGCGUCCGUCGAGGGAUGGCGGCGGCGUGGUGCAUCCGGGUCGUUGGACGUCUGAGGCCGGUCCACAGGAAGAUUAUCGAAGGACGACUGGAGUGCUACGAAAGGUACAAGCAAAGCUUCAUCGCUGAAGUGCAACGUCGAAGCACGGAAAUGUCCUUGCGAGAGGCCAAGGAGGAGGCCGGCGAGAGAAAGUGGCAGUCGAUGAUUCGACAGCUGAGUGGAGAGUGAUCCCAUGCGGCGUCAACGUACAACAGAAACACAUGCAC